CGAGUACAUGCAAGAUAUAAUCGAUACAUUCCGGGCAGCAGGACUAAACAAGAUUCCGACAACUCAUAACGACAAGCAUGCUUAUGGAGAAUUUGCGGCCCCUGGACUCGGCCAAGUGGAUCUAUACGGUUGGGAUGGCUACCCUGCGGGUUUCGAUUGCAUAACCCCGUCCGUCUGGCCAGAAUUGGACACCUGUAGGUGCUGUUACCUAAACGAAGCUAUCGACAUGCUGAAUCAAAUUAGCACUCUAUGCAAGUCGCAUGAAGCUCGCACCAGCAGUGCCUAUGGCUUUAUAUGA
Acaulospora colombiana is the source of this 298-nucleotide messenger RNA. NCBI's taxonomy places the organism in Eukaryota, Fungi, Glomeromycota, Glomeromycetes, Diversisporales, Acaulosporaceae. The record is from the annotation of a GenBank genome assembly.